This is a messenger RNA of Caenorhabditis remanei, 1671 nucleotides long. RefSeq lists its product as uncharacterized. Gene Ontology annotation, molecular function: neurotransmitter receptor activity; extracellular ligand-gated monoatomic ion channel activity; GABA-A receptor activity. Gene Ontology annotation, biological process: monoatomic ion transmembrane transport; regulation of membrane potential; nervous system process. The transcript is spliced from 12 exons. Lineage: Eukaryota; Metazoa; Nematoda; Chromadorea; Rhabditida; Rhabditidae. Bases 1 to 1671 code for a protein of 556 amino acids. The record is from RefSeq and is a predicted model, not a curated record. Gene Ontology annotation, cellular component: neuron projection; synapse; GABA-A receptor complex.
AUGCGCCGCAUCAAAACGCGGCGAGUCUUUCAUGUGUCCAUUACUCUACUCUUGGUGUCAACGAUAUUUUGUCAGAAUGGAACAAGCCCCGCCCACAACACAACAUCAGAUCAAAUCAGCCGGUAUUGGAGUAAUCGGAGUCAAACAAUGUAUUCGAACGCAUCUUCACUCCUAAGUGAUUUACUAUUGGACUAUGAUAUCAGAUUAAGACCCGGGUUUGGAGGAGACGCUCUUCUUCUUACAAUGGAUAUUAUCAUUGCGUCGUUCGACUCGAUUUCAGAAGUUGAUAUGGACUACACCUUGACAAUGUACUUACAUCAGUAUUGGACGGAUGAGAGGUUACGGUGGAGCAAUGAAAUUCCGAUCGAUGAGAUGACGUUGAGUGGAGAGUUCUCACAAAACAUCUGGGUGCCGGAUACCUUCCUGGCCAACGACAAACACUCCUACCUUCAUGAAGUUACCGAAAGAAAUAAGAUGCUGAGGAUAAAUGUAGAUGGGAAGGUCGCUUAUGGAAUGCGUCUGACGUCUACAUUGAGUUGUUCCAUGAAUCUGAGAAACUUCCCAUUGGAUUCUCAGAAUUGCACAGUGGAGAUUGAGUCGUAUGGAUACACCACCUCGGAAGUUCUCAUGAAAUGGAACUAUCCUCUAGCAGUGCACGGUGUAGAACAAGCCGAUGUACCUCAAUUCACCAUCACUGGAUUCCACACAGAGGACAGUAUUGUCUCCACAGCCACUGGUUCUUAUCAGAGACUAUCUCUGGUCUUCCAACUCCGUCGUUCCGUCGGAUACUUCAUAUUUCAAACGUAUCUUCCAUGUGUUCUUAUCGUCAUGUUGUCAUGGGUUUCUUUUUGGAUUAACCAUGAAGCGACGAGUGCUCGAGUGGCAUUGGGAAUCACUACUGUACUCACUAUGACAACGAUUUCUACAGGUGUUAGACAGAGUUUACCGAGGAUUAGUUAUGUCAAGAGUAUUGAUAUUUAUUUGGUGAUGUGUUUCGUCUUCGUCUUUGCCGCCCUCUUGGAAUACGCCGCCGUCAACUAUUCGUAUUGGGGACGGGAACGUGGAAGACAUGGAGGAGGAAACGAGUGGCCAGUAAACGGAGCCAAUAAAGAGGAUCGAGAGUCGGCGGUGAAUGUUCAGAAAUGGGUUCCCAGCGGGUUGAUGGAUGGCGUCCCACAACCACACGACCGCCGUGUAGAGGCACUAGAGGAGGCAAUGAGUAGUAGUAACACAGCUGCCACGCAAAAUAAUAAUACGUCCCCACCACCUGCCGUGAAGCCCAAAAAGCGAUCAUCCUCUCCAAUUCCUCCACUCUGCCGAGCCGGGAAUGCAAUCAGUGAGGAGAGUGACGAAGUUCCCGACUAUCCGAGAUACUCAGCAACAUCUCUUAAAGGAGGAAGACCUCAUGCAUCACUCAAUCACAGGACUCAUCAUCUAAGGGGAUCGCAUACGGCUAGAGCAAAACGACGAAUGACGCUAGCUCGUAUGAAUGUAUCCAUGAAACAAUCAAUAUCAGGAAUCGGGCGACGGGCUCGCAAAGCGAUUCCAUCGAUCCGUGUGAGAGAUGUGAAUCUGAUUGACAAGUACUCACGAGUCGUGUUUCCAGUCUGCUUUAUUGUUUUCAAUCUAUUCUACUGGAGCUACUACAUGAUGGCUGGAGCGACAACCUAA